UUGUGAAUUACAGAUUCCCUGACUGGGGAUCAUGACCACUAUCAAUAGUAUUUUCACUAAUGUGAUUAAGUUAAUACUGUGCUCUAUGAGAGGAUUAUUUCUCAAUUCCUCUUGAUAUGCGUAAUAUUUAGGUUGUGGUUGAGUAAAUAUUUUGGUUCUUCACCAAAAUAAUUCCCACUGAGACAAAGACACGAAAGUCUGCCCUAAGGAGCAAUAAAGACUGUAUAAUUAGAAUGAUUAAAGAACUGCACAACUAAUUUGGCACUUAUUGAAUAUAUUUUGAGAACACAACGUUCAAAAUAGGUCACAUAUUUAAACCACAAAAAAAAACACCAACUUUAUUCACAUUAAUUAUGCAUUUAUUCAGACCUUGUGUGUGACUCAUUUGAAGUGAUGCUGAAGUCGGCAUUGUCUCCUUACCAAUCCGAUCAUUAUAUUGCCCUGCGCUUAAGCAUAUUUUCUACGUAUUGUGGGAGCUGUAAAGAAACCUCAUUAGACAAAAUGACUUCUAAUCUAAAUGCAAUCAUCUUUAAAUAGUAAUCAAUUGGAUCCCUUACAAGGCUAAACUGUUUGUCAUUAGCACUUUAUCAAAGGCUCACUUAAGAUAAGAUUCUGCAGCUAAUGGCGUGUGAUAGUGACAAAUUGACUUUCAAUACUCUCGGCAUCACGCAGGGAACCCUGUCAUCCCUCGUUGUGUGUGUGUAACAUGUUUGCUUUGCUUGGAAAUGUGGUCGCAAUUUUUUAGAUUUUGUUGCUUUGUUUAAAAUAGCUGUGAUGUGCAUAGGUGUGGAUUUCAGGGGACACAAUAUUUAGAACAUUUGUCUCAGCAGUAGAGGACUUUUAUUUUGACAAAAUAAAGAUUGAAAUGGUGCAUAAAAUUCACCAGAAUGCAGGCAAUCAAGUGUUUGAUGCUCCAAAUUUUCUGGCGUAGGACCCCCAAAUUCCCCGUUUCAUGUAUGCCCCCCCCAAUAUUGAAAUGAAACCUACGCCCUUGGUGAUAUGCACACCUUUGUCUUAAUCUCCUGCAAUUUAUCUCAGCGAAUGAUUAAUAAAAAUAGGCCUCCUGAUGAAAACACUUAACUGAAAAUACACAGUAAUUAUGUCUGAAACAAUAUCACGUCUCUCCCUCCUCAGAGCUUCAGUAAUAUCAUGCUUUAAAUGGGUUUUUAGCAAAACUAAUGGAAUAUUUUGGCCCAGAUUUGUGCUGUUUAUCUGCAGCGUAAAUCCUUAAUCUGAAAAUCAGCUGUAAAAAGUGGAGCAAUUGGCGUGCUCGUAAUAAAAAAAAAAAAAAAACCCUCAGAUGAAAAUGAGAUGACUACCUUCUUUCCCUGUGAGCUUGCAUUUGCUUCUUGUCUUGGCCCCGGCCUGCAUGGGAGCAGCUGAAAAGGAAGGGGGAAGAUCCAGGCAGAGCUGUGAUCAGACAAGCAGAAAGAAACCACAUCAGGUACACAAUCAGGACCCCUCCCUCUCCCUUUCUUCAAAACCUCCCCGAUAAUGAGCAAACUUUCAUGUGGCUGUAAAUACUCUCGACUCUGUGGGGUUUUGAAGUGGCAAACACAAGAUGUUGUUGUUUACCCUGCUUGGCUUUUUUUUCUCUUACCAGUCAAAGGAAAGCCAUCUGAUAGCAAGAGGUCAACUUGUGUUCCCUUGAAAUCAAUUUAUUUAAAGACUUGAUUCCCCUCCCUUCACCUCCAAUGGUGCCACUUUGGGAGAAUAACAGUAAACACUUUGAAUAAGAAAAAAAAGAAGCUAUACAUCUUACAAUUAUCUUUAUAGAUGAGGACUUUUUUUAUGCAAACUGGGAUUAUCCGGGGAUCCUCAUCAACUCUCUCUAUAAUUUGUUGUUGCUUUCUCCUCAGAGUUAGAGGAGUGUUGAGCAGAAUAAACUGUUUGGUGCUAUCAUGAAGAUUCCUGCACCUCCAGGGGCUCCUAUUUCAGAGUGAUGGCUUUAGCACUUUAGAGUGAACUGUGUGCGAUCUCUCCGGGUAGGAAUAUGUCCCCAUGGGCUUGUUGUUGCUGCUGUCUGCCUUCUAUUUGCAUGAUAUUUUUCUAUUCAGUCUUAUCAUCAGUGUGCUGUGAGGUGGGAGUGCUGGCUCCGUCUCAGAGGCUGGACCCGGGCUUUAUCGGCAGGCGUAUCACUGGUGGAUGCCACCAUGAAGCAGAAAACAUAAGUUGAGCACUCAUAAGGACGCUGCCACUUGUACUUUGCUGAAGAUAUUCAUCGGUGGGAUGAAGAAUUAAAGUCUUAUAGAGUUUGUGCCAACAUGUCUAAACCAAUGGAUCACGUCAAACGCCCGAUGAAUGCUUUCAUGGUUUGGUCCAGAGCCCAGCGCAGAAAAAUGGCUCAGGAGAACCCGAAAAUGCACAACUCCGAGAUCAGCAAGAGAUUAGGAGCGGAGUGGAAACUUCUCACCGAGUCUGAGAAGAGGCCAUUCAUCGAUGAAGCCAAACGACUGCGAGCGAUGCACAUGAAGGAACACCCAGACUAUAAAUACAGACCGAGGCGGAAGCCCAAGACUCUGAUGAAGAAAGAUAAGUUUUCUUUCCCUGUGCCAUACAAUCUCGGGGAGCACGACGCGCUCAAAGUUAACGGGCUUUCCGCUGGAGCACUUUCCGAGUCCAUCAUUGGGAACCCUGAUAAGGCUGCAGCGGCUGCGGCGGCCGCAGCGGCGAGGGUAUUCUUCAACCCGUCCAUGUCUGCGAACCCCUAUUCUUUUUUCGACCUGGGAUCCAAGAUGACUGAGCUUUCCCCACCUUCGUUUCCGUACGCGUCUCCGUUGGGCUACCCGCCGGGAGGCGCCACGGCGUUCACCGGGACUGGCAGUGUCACUGGCGGGACGCACACCCACACUCACUCACAUCCGUCCCCGGGAAACCCAGGCUACAUGAUCCCUUGUAACUGUACGGGCUGGCCCUCAGCAGGACUCCAGCCGCCCUUAGCAUACAUCCUCCUCCCCGGGAUGGGAAAACCUCAACUUGAACCGUACCCUGCAUACGCUGCAGCGUUAUGAUAAGGCCCGCUUUGGACUCCUGAGCAACACACAAACUGUGAAAACAAAAAACAAACAAACAAGAAAAAAAAGCUAUUCAUGCAAGAGUUUUAUUAUGCAUGCACAAACUUGUACAUGUGAUGAAGUGCUCGUCGUCUCAGAUAUCACAUGUGUAUGUAUAUUGAUAAAUGCCUUUAUCUAAGGUAAUGCUUAUUUAGAGAACUCUCUAAUCUAUUAUUACCCAGCCAUCACCUCUCACAGCCCAGAGGCAGAAGGACUACAGGAUGGCAGAGAUGCACACAUGAGAGGAAAAGGGUAUCAAUUUGUGAAGAAAAAAAAAAACAUUUUGAAAAGGUAUUUCUAUCUUUUGCAAGUUGCACCUGCUUUGACUAUAACCUGUUGGAAUCAAGGGCAGCACAUUAAUCACAGGAUCUCCUCUCUGAUCACUUGUUGUAGGCUAAAUGGGUUGUAAUUCACGGAUCAAGAAGGAUCUCUCAACAUUUCUCCCCCUUCUCUCUCUCUCUCUCUCUCUCUCUCUCUCUCUUGAAUGACUGUAAAUGUGUACAGAUACAAAUGACUCUAGUUUAUUUGCCGUUAUAGGCUUAGUGUUUGAGAUAGGGCCAGGAUCCUACAGGACGCAUUUUCACUAAGAGAUGCGGUGUAUAUUUUGAGUUUUUAAACCGUUUUAUAGAUGUCUGUAAUAUUUAUUGUUUAGUGGAAUCUAUGGUGACCCCCAGACAAUUUUAAAAAGGACACGACUAGUUCUGUGAUAUUUGCACAUGAAACGUAGAGGAUGUAAUUUAUUUUCAAGGUGGUUUGAUUCAUCAAACCUGUUUCUUCCUCCUCUCCAAACAGUUAAAAAAAAAAAAAAAAAAAAAAAAAAUUAAACGCAAGUGGAAGUUUAUUCAAGGAGUUCCCUGAUCCCUCACCCUCCCACUCCUCGUAUCAUGUGCAGCAGAAAAAAAAACCUUUUUAACUAACUCUUAUGGAAUUUGUAUGUUUUGUGUUUUCUUUAACCUCCGUUAUGUACUUCAACCUAUUGCUACUGUUCAACUUGUUGAGCGAAAAAGGACUACAAUAAAGCGUAUUCGGAUUAAACGGAAGGGGAAUCGCGGGCUGUAGUUCUUGAUGAGAUGAACAAGAUUGUUAUCUUUUCCUUUUUCCUGCUCCUGCUCCUCAGUCCAGGUGAAGUGUAAGGUAUCCUCCAAAGGCCGCUUUUGUCCGCGCUUUCAAUGGCAUUACUGAGGGGGGGAAUCUAAAUCAGCCCAUUGUAAUCAAGAGCCAAAACCUUAUUUAUCACAAUUUUAAUCGUGAAUAGGAGGGAAGAUAAAACUGUGUGCUACUCUGAGCUUUCUUUUCCCAUGCAGGAACACACACAAAAAAAGGGACACACAGAAAGAGAGGGGUGCUUUUAAGCUGCAGAACAAGCUCGUCUUUGAGGCUUUAAAACAACCUGAGCUGAGUGUGUGUGUGUGUGAGUGUGUGUGAGUGUGUGUGCAGGACUGAACAGAAAAACACAUUUAAUAUGAAUUAAAAGGGACACGCUCUUUAUAAAAAGCAUGCAUGAUCACCUACCCUAAGGAGUGCAUGCUCUCACGUGCAGGUGUGUGUGUGUGUGUGUUUCAAUUCACAUUUAAAAACGUGCAGUGUAUGUUGUUUAAGCAAACUGCCCCUCCUAGGUUACACCGAGAGAUUAAUUCAUAAGGAUCAGAGCGAUUAUGCAAAACUAAUUUGGACAGUCCAGGGAUAAUUAUCUCCGUCACGGUUAAUUAAACCCUUUCAACACUAUGUUCUCCAUUGUGACACCCCGAUCACUUCUCUCCACGGAACUUCCUUCUUGGCCCCGAAAAUAACGCGCAAGUGACCUUGUGUUUCAGUUAGUGGUUGUGGGGGCAAGGAAAAAUUUAAAAGAGGCUUUGAGGCCUAUACAUUUUUAUUUCAUAUUAAAAUGUACAUGAUUGUUGUUAUUUUUGUUUUUCCACCAAAUUAAACUGAUA
This is a messenger RNA of Epinephelus fuscoguttatus (brown-marbled grouper), 4987 nucleotides long. It is a transcript of the gene sox21b, whose product is annotated as SRY-box transcription factor 21b. Gene Ontology annotation, biological process: regulation of DNA-templated transcription; anatomical structure morphogenesis; cell differentiation. Bases 2265 to 3011 code for a protein of 248 amino acids. The record is from RefSeq and is a predicted model, not a curated record. Gene Ontology annotation, molecular function: DNA-binding transcription factor activity, RNA polymerase II-specific; RNA polymerase II cis-regulatory region sequence-specific DNA binding. The transcript is spliced from 3 exons. NCBI's taxonomy places the organism in Eukaryota, Metazoa, Chordata, Actinopteri, Perciformes, Serranidae.